AUGGCGGGCCUGCUCAGCGAUGUACCAUCCUGCUACCUAUACGAUAGCGGAAGCAAAUCCUUUUCAUUGAAUCCAGACUAUGAACGAAAUGGGAGAAAGCGCUCUGAACGAUAUUUCGCUUUCGUUUUCUUCGAUGGUCUAGAGUUUCCCAGUCAAAGUAGUUUGGCGUGGGUUCAUAUCGAUCAUUUUGAGGAGUGGGAUAAGGAGAAAGCGAAGAAGAUUGAGCACAGUCAACAAGCUAUCAACUAUAUAAAAGAGGAAGCUAAGAGUCAGAAUAGACAAUAUGGCUCUGACGAUAAGAUCCCGGACUCAGAGGCCAAUAAUGGUCUAUUCUUAGGGUUCCCAGUUCGCUUGCCUUCGAGAAAUCUACAGCCUCGCUCUAAUGAGGGAGAUCUGGAAAUUAUGCUUAAGACGCAAGAAAAGCCAGAAGUCAGCAUCGGGCAAGCAAAGCCAACUUCGCUGCAAUACUCUAAUGGAAAGGCAGGCAAAAGGCCAACUAGAGUCACGCCGCGACGAAAUCUGCAUUCCAUGAGUCUCAGACAUCACAGUACUAUCCACGGCACUGAAUCGCACUCACAAGUCGAUCCCGAAAAUGAAGACGUCGCGGAUAUUGACGAAGAAGAUCAAUAUGGAUCACAAAAUAUGAACGAAAGACACAAGGCUCAUGGUAGAUGCCAGUGUAAAGGAGGUUGUGAUAGUGGUUGUUCCAAUCUAUACGCACUGAUUUCAUGUGACAACGAAACGUGCAACGUCAAUAAAUCGGCCUGUAAAAAUCGCCAAACUCUAGAAGGAGAGGGUUGUCUUGCUAAGAGACUAACAGAGGCCUAUGGAAUGGAAUUAUAUCUUGAUGGCGAUGAUAUUCAGGAGGGUGCUAAACUCGCGCGAUACUCUGGAUCACCCAUCCCUGGUGACGAUCUCCGUCGCCUCAGGAAGGAAACUGAUGACCAUAUUAUAAAGGGCCACUACGUAGUACAGCGGAAAUACAGCGACCUCUUUGUUGAUGCAGAGCACGAGGAUAUUAUAGCCAAAUACGCGAACCACAGUUGCCAACCAAACUGUGAAUUGCAGGAAUGGCUAGGUAGCAGAGGCCCAAUACUCUUUUUGGUUGCUUCCGAGCCCAUAGAGAGAGGCGACCCCAUAACGUUUAAGUAUAACCCGAAGGAAGCUCCCACCUCCGUUCGUGUCCGGUUCAAUGAACAAGUACAUGACCAAGGCAUUUGUUAUUGUGCCUCCCCAUCCUGCCAGUGGACACCUCCCGAGGCGGUUCAAGGGGUAUUGGACUGGAUUGAGAAGAAAGACCAAUGCCCAAAUCGUAUGGAAGCAAACCCCCAGACCAUUAGGAUAACAUUGCCCCGGAACCCAACACUUAUACAUUAUACUCUAAAUUCACGAUUAAGCAUCAAGGAUCAACUUCUACAUUUAAGGAGGCAGCUGGAAGAUAAAUUGUUAAUCUUAGAGUAA
This is a messenger RNA of Fusarium mangiferae, 1461 nucleotides long. RefSeq lists its product as uncharacterized. The record is from RefSeq and is a predicted model, not a curated record. The coding region runs from base 1 to 1461 and encodes 486 amino acids. Gene Ontology annotation, biological process: regulation of DNA-templated transcription. The transcript is spliced from 4 exons. Gene Ontology annotation, molecular function: histone H3K36 methyltransferase activity; protein binding. NCBI's taxonomy places the organism in Eukaryota, Fungi, Ascomycota, Sordariomycetes, Hypocreales, Nectriaceae. Gene Ontology annotation, cellular component: chromatin; nucleus.